UGAGAUGCGGCCGCGGGCAGCCUGGACGCGGAAAGCGGCCCCCGCGGAAGCGGCGAAGGCGGGCGCGGCCUCCUCAGUGCUGGGCGCGCGGUGCAUGAGGUCGAGCACGCGGGCGCUGGGCAGCCGCCGGUCACGCCGCCUCCAUAAACACUUGUUUAGGACUCGUUCGCCCCGCUGAGGCCCCCAGUGCCCCCGCCAUGGAGGCCUCGUCCGACCUCGAGCCCCAAGCCUCGGCCUCGGCCGCGGCGCCGCUGCACGCCCCGGAGGUGGCGCGGCUCCUCGAGGAGCAGGAAAAGGUGGUCACUAACUGCCAAGAGAAAAUCCAGCAUUGGAAGAAGGUAGAUAAUGACUAUAAUGCCCUUCAGGAAAGACUCAGUACCUUGCCUGAUAAGUUGUCUUAUAAUAUCAUGGUACCAUUUGGCCCUUUUGCCUUCAUGCCAGGAAAACUUGUCCAUACUAAUGAAGUCACUGUUUUACUUGGGGACAACUGGUUUGCAAAGUGCUCAGCAAAGCAGGCUGUAGGUUUAGUUGAACACCGGAAAGAACAUGUAAGAAAAACAAUAGAUGAUUUAAAAAAAGUGAUGAAAAAUUUUGAAGCCAGAGUUGAAUUCACAGAAGAUUUGCAGAAAAUGAGUGAUGCUGCAGGUGAUAUUGUUGAUAUAAGAGAAGAAAUUAAAAGUGACUUUGAAUUUAAAGCAAAACACCGAAUUGCUCAUAAACCUCAUUCCAAACCCAAAACUUCAGACAUUUUUGAAGCAGAUUUUGCAAAUGAUGUAAAAUCCAAGGAUUUGCUUGCUGAUAAGAAACUGUGGGCUCGGCUUGAAGAACUAGAGAGACAAGAAGAAUUGCUGGGUGAACUUGAUAGUAAGCUUGAUACUGUGAUUGCAAAUGGAGAAGAUACAACAUCUUCUGAAGAGGAAAAAGAAGAUCAAAACCCAAAUGUGAAUGUGAUGCAUCCAGUAACAGCCUCUCUUACUCCCAGUAAUUGUCAGAAGGAUAUAACAAGUUCAGAAAUGUUCAGUGGUCAAGUGAAUAGUCAAUUGAACUGUUCAGUGAAUGGUUCAAAUUCUUGCCACAAUAAUGAAGAUGAUGAUGAGGAAGAAGAUGAUGAAGAUGAAGAUGAUGAUGAAGAUGAUGGUGAUAAUGAAAAUGACCAUGAUGCUUUAGGGGUUGGAGAUAAUUCUGUACCAACAAUAUAUUUUUCUCAUACUGUUGAACCUAAAAGGGUCCGAAUAAAUACUGGAAAAAACACCACUUUAAAAUUCAGUGAAAAGAAAGAAGAAGCCAAACGUAAACGAAAAAACAGCACUAGCAGUGGUCAUUCUGUGCAUGAGCUGCCUACUAUCAGGACACCUGCUGACAUUUACAGAGUCUUUGUUGAUGUUGUGAAUGGAGAAUAUGUCCCUCGUAAAUCAAUCCUGAAGUCUCGAAGCAGAGAGAACAGUGUUUGUAGUGAUACCAGUGAAAGCAGUGCUGCUGAAUUUGAUGAUAGACGGGGAGUUUUGAGGAGUAUUAGCUGUGAAGAAGCCACUUGCAGUGACACCAGUGAGAGCAUUUUGGAAGAGGAACUGCAACAAGAAAAUCAUCAAAAGAAACUUCUGCCUUUAUCAGGAGCACCUGAGGCUUUUUCUGGAACUGUAAUAGAAAAAGAAUUUUUAUUGUCCUCCUUAACACCACACCCAGCCAUUGCUUAUCCUGUACUACCCACCAUUCCAGAACGAAAAGAAGUUCUGUCAGAAGUAUCAGAAGAUACUGCAAAAAGAGUUUCAAAGUUCAAAGCUGCCAGAUUGCAACAGAAAAACUAGGCCCUGCCUAGGAAAAUGGGAAUUUACAUCCUAAAAUGCAGUUGUGCAUUUGUUUAGAGUAUAUAUAGCAAAAUAUGUUACAUGUAGUUUGAAAUAAGGCAUCCUGCAUUAGUUUGACAGCAAGUUCUCUUACCCUUAUCAGUGGUAUUAAAAAAAAAAUCAAAGUAAAUGUUUAAAUACUUUAAUAUUCAGCUUGUUUUGUUAAUUUUCUGAAUAUUGUCAACACACUUGUCUAGGUUUUGCCUUAUGAUGCAGUAGCAGCAUUUCUAAUUAUUUUUCCAAGAAUACUGUUCAUACGCAUUGUUUUUGUGUUUCAAACUAAAUACAGGCAGUUUUGUACCAGCUGUGAGGUUGUGCAUGCCAUAUGGACCAUUUUAAAGAAACUUUUAAAAUUUCAGAUAGAUUCAACAAUUAUAUUACUUGCUUUUGCAUUUUAAAGGCACUUUAAAAAAAUCUACUUCUUGUAGGUUUUGCAGCUAGGUGGCUAUUUAAAAAAACCUCUCCACUUUGAAUGUCAUACUAUAAUUUUUAAGGCAGAGAGCUACAUAUACCCUGUGGGAAAGUUUCUGAUUGGAAGAAUGAUAUUUUGUAAAAUGUUUCUUUUUUUCUUCAAGUAAAAAUUUUAUGAAACUUGGUCUCUAAAAUGUUGUGAAUGUUAUGAUUCAGAAUUGAGUUUAGAAAUGUCUUUGAUUCAUAUAUAUGCUACAUACACCACACAACAGAUUCUUGAAUUCUUACAGUUUCAUAGGCAUUUCUUCCCUGGUAUGUGCAGUUUUCACUGGGAUUAUGUUUUAGUAGAGAAGGAAAGGUUGUCUAGCUGUUUAAAAAAAAAGAUUUUUUUCAAUAAAAAGUUUGUAUGUUUUAAUCUUUCCUACAUUUUCAUUCUUUAAGGCUACUUUCCUACUAGUAAAUAAUUGAAAUAACAUAUUUACUUUUAGCAAACUCCUUAAAAUAAGGAGAAAUUUAUUCUAACAUUGAAAAUUACACUGCAAGUGUUAAUCAUUAGCUUGAUGCAUGCUAAAAUGUAGCUUUUAAAAAGCAUCCUGCAUUAGUACUAAAAUAAGCCAUCAAUGCCAGUCCACCCUCUAUUCAUGGCUAAAUAUUUAACGGUUAUUUAUAGCUUCUUUAAUGAAUUCUUGCUUAAACAAAGUGAAAUUAUGUCCUAGAAAAGUAGAAGCUAUUUGUAACUAGAACAGCAUAACUGUAAAAGUUUUAUGAAUAUGUAUUUUAAAGAUAAGGGAGUGAGCUUGAAUCCCCACUAGUUAAUGGGUAAUUCAGAACAGAGGGACUGAUUGUGAAAGAUCACCUAAAAAUGUAGAUUUGUUCUACACUAAAUUUUGAUCAACUAUGCAUAUAUUUUGUGGUUUAAAACUUUUUCUUUUAGUCUACCUCCCCUCCCCCCAAACCAAAACAAGAGGACAAAUCACAUACACAAAGGAGCCACCAUUUCCAACUGCUAUUCAAGUGAGCAUUUCUGUGCUAGACGUUUUCCCCCCCGCCAGAAACAAACGUUAUUACAGGGCUAUUGUGGUGUUCUUUACAGAUGUGUAAUUUCAAGAGUACUGUCAUUAAAUAAUUUUUCAUGUUCAUGAA
This is a messenger RNA of Galeopterus variegatus (Sunda flying lemur), 3398 nucleotides long. It is a transcript of the gene URI1, whose product is annotated as URI1, prefoldin-like chaperone. The transcript is spliced from 11 exons. The coding region runs from base 198 to 1805 and encodes 535 amino acids. The record is from RefSeq and is a predicted model, not a curated record. Lineage: Eukaryota; Metazoa; Chordata; Mammalia; Dermoptera; Cynocephalidae. Gene Ontology annotation, biological process: negative regulation of phosphatase activity; negative regulation of transcription by RNA polymerase II. Gene Ontology annotation, molecular function: transcription corepressor activity; chromatin binding; phosphatase inhibitor activity.